Molecule: messenger RNA, 2827 nt
Organism: Pundamilia nyererei
Lineage: Eukaryota; Metazoa; Chordata; Actinopteri; Cichliformes; Cichlidae
Gene: hibch
Product: 3-hydroxyisobutyryl-CoA hydrolase
Exons: 11
Coding region: 161-1090 (309 amino acids)
Biological process (GO): L-valine catabolic process
Cellular component (GO): mitochondrion
Molecular function (GO): 3-hydroxyisobutyryl-CoA hydrolase activity
Source: RefSeq, a predicted model, not a curated record
CAGGUGGCGGUGUGGCACAAACACACCGCGGAGAGACGCUCUGGCGUCAACGACACCCACCAAUCAGCGGGAGCUCAUCCCCGCUUCCAGGAAGUAAACGUAGAAACUCGAGGCUGUAGAGGUUCUGCUAUUGACCCCGCGGCACAGGUCAAAAAUCAUCAUGUCCCUGACGGUCCUGACGUCUGCGUACAGACUGAGGUCCCUCUGCAGGCUGCAGCGAAUCCAGGCUCACAUGAUGUCGAGUCAUGCAGAACCGGAGGUUCUCCUGGAGAAGGUGGGCAGAACCGGUGUGAUCACCAUGAACAGACCCAAAGUCCUGAAUGCCCUCAACCUUACCAUGAUCCGGCAAAUCUACCCCCAGCUCAAGGGCGUGGGUCUCUCAGUUCACGGACGGUUUCGUGUGGCCACUGAGAAGACGCUGUUUGCGAUGCCAGAGACUGCCAUUGGGCUUUUCCCUGAUGUGGGAGGUGGCUAUUUUCUGCCGAGGCUCCAGGGGAAGUUGGGAUUGUUUCUUGCCUUAACGGGCUUCCGACUUAAAGGACGGGAUGUGCAGAGAGCCGGGGUUGCCACUCACUUUGUGGAGUCUAAGAAGAUCCCAGACCUGCAGAAGGAGCUCGUGGACUUGAAGUCUCCCUCUGCUGAAGAUGUCUCCAGAGUGCUAGACUCCUACCAGAGCCAGAGCAGUCUGGAUGCUGAGAAGCCUUUCAUCUUGAAAAAGCACGUCUCUGAUAUAGACAGGCUCUUCAGCAGCAGCAGUGUGGAGGGCAUUGUGAAGAACCUGAAGACCGACGGCUCCGAGUUUGCUAAGAAACAAACUGAGACUCUGUCCAAAAUGUCUCCCACGUCCCUGAAGAUCACCCUCAAGCAGCUGCAGGCGGGCGCAGCUCUGAGCCUGCAGGACGUGCUGGUGAUGGAGUAUCGACUGAGCCAGGCCUGCAUGAGGGGCUGUGAUUUCUAUGAAGGCGUUCGAGCCGUGCUAGUUGACAAAGACCAGAAUCCCAAGUGGAACCCAUCAACACUGGAGGAGGUGUCCGACCAGAUGGUGGAGCAGUGUUUUUCCUCCUUGGGUGAGAAGGACCUGAUUUUGUGAAGUUGGUCAGAAGCUGCCUCCCAACUUCAAACAACACACCGCUAAGCCUUCUCUAACCGGCCACUUCCUGUCCCCCCCAUCCUUUUAUGGAGGAGCGUGCCGCUGUGGAUGGAAGCGUGUCAGCCCUUGUUCAUAAACCGUGUUAUUGCUGUAGAAUAAGUAGUUGUUCUGGUGAUUCUUUACAGAAAAAUCACGACUAUGUCUUCACAGCUGAGUCAUGCUCACAGGCAGAAGAGGGAGCAGGCAGUUUGGUGCACUGUUGCUCUGCAGUGGAGUCUUUCUGCAUAGUUUGUACAGUUGUAAUGUUACAGUGCUGCAUGUUAAAGGAUCAGAACAGCAGUGCUACAUUAGCACAAGGACACGGGAGGGGAUAAUGAUCUCACCACUGAGUGCUUCACUACAUUUCCUGUGGAUGUUUGUUGAUGUGACACGGAGCAGUAUCAUCUGUAGUCCUGCAGCGCGGUCACGGCUUCUGAUACAGAUCAUAUAUCGUCUCAGCUUCCUGUUUCCUGUUCCCUUUUUUUUUUUUCUCUCCAAUGUUUAAUCUCAUACAGGCCGCAGCAUUUAAAACCCCUCAACGCUGGAUAACAUUGAUCAUCUUGUUACGGUGCGGUGCUGGGAAACCUUUGAUGUUGCUCUGACAAGGUGCAGCUUCCUAAACGUUUUCGCAUUGAUCAAAUUUGUUGGAAAAAGCUCAGUCCACAGAGACCCUAAACAAAGACUGUAUAUUAAAGAUGGGCAUACCCACCAUGACAUCAUGCACUGGUUUGCACAGUCCUCUUUUUGAAACCUUAAUACUGCGCUUUUCUAUCAAGUUUACUGCCAUUUAUAAAGACUUAAAACUAGUGAUUUUAACCCAUGUCUUGUUAAGGAAAAUCUUUUGAUUUUGUAAAUCAAUCGUGCAGUUGAUUUUUGGUUUUUUUUUCCCUCAUGAACAUCUAUCUUUAAAAAAAGAAGAAGACAUGUUUGUCACCAUAGGAGUCGCCCCCUUGUGGGCAUUAAAAAAGGUUAAAAUGUCAAGGUGCUUCGGCUUAAGUUUUUAACUUCAGAAGCUAAGCCCAUCUUUAUAUACAGUCUAUGGCCCCACCUGGCAACCCACUGGACCCAAUGGGCCAUUCUAACACCGGUCACAGGAGUUGAAUCCUCUGAUAAGUCAGAGCUGAUAUGAGUACAGUCCUUCUGGAAUCAAGUCUCCCCACUUGUAGGUGAGAUAUGAGCAUUUAUUUUGAAGCAUUAUUUCAAUUUUUUUUAAUGUUAAUGGUUACCAAGACUCAUCAGUCAAGUCUGAUUAACAUCCUAAAGCAAAAACCUUUCCCUCCCACUAUUAAUUACACAUUUACUAAUAUCUUCACUGCUCUGGAAUAUCCCUAAAUUCUCUGGUACUGGAAAAAUGGUUUUAAUGUUGUGGCAGAUCAGUGUACGUGCUACCUGUAGUUGUUUUUAGGUAUAACAGGGAAUUAAUAAAGUGUUCUAACACAAAUCCAAACAAUACUUCGAAGACAAACCUAUAAAUUACUGCUGAUAUUGAAUGUAUCUGCAUAAUUUAGCAAAGCAAAUCUGGUUUUAGUCGUCUGAAAUGCAUGUUUUGUUUUUUCUAAUAAUUUUCCCGAUGUUUGUUCAGAGGAAAUCAAAUCACUUCCCUCAUCAUUAGGUCUCUGCAGCUGCAUUAUUUAUGAAACAACCAGAGUCAGAUUCAGUGCUGGAACCGAGGGCAAUAAAAGAGCUGGUCACAUGAAA